AUGGCACCUAGUGCAAUUGAAGAACCGUCCACCGUGACUACCUUUGAGGCCAAAGGGGCACCUCCGGUGGACAAGCUCAAAACAGUGAUGGUAAACACGGAAGGCUUGAAGUAUCCUGAGUACUACCCGUACAACGACCCAAAUGACGUCUUCCCCGAGCCUGAGCCAUUCGAGUAUCACGAUCGUGCACUAGAUGCUGAUCCAGCGAUGCCUGUGUUCUACAACGAUCAUGUCAAGAUUGAAGAGCUUACGCCAUAUAUUGGAGUUCGUGUUACAGGUCUCGAUCUGGCGUCUCUGGACAAAGCCGGUCAAGAUCAGCUGGCUCUUCUUUGUGCCAAGAAGGGUAUCGUAUUCUUUGGCAGUGAUGAAAAGGUCAAGCAGACAUUCCGAGACGUUUCAUUGAAGAAAAAGUUAGAUAUGGUUCGUUAUUAUGGGCAGCUUCACCAACACGCAGUCCAACCGAGACCGCCAGAGUCUACUGAGAUCUCUGUUGUGUAUCAAGACAACAUGAACACGGUCAGAAGUGAUGCACCCUCCGGAGGUGACACUCUUGUUGGUAGUCUCGUUGAGGCGUAUGAGCGACUGAGUCCACCUAUGAAGCAGUUUCUUUGCGGUCUUAGAGCAGUGCACUCUUCAAAGGUCAUGACGGCGAAGGCGGCAAGAGUUGGCGGGGCUAGUCGGAGAAAGGAGGUCGAAUCAACCCAUCCUGUAGUUUAUGAGCAACCGGUCAGUGCCUAA
Molecule: messenger RNA, 738 nt
Organism: Phaeoacremonium minimum UCRPA7
Lineage: Eukaryota; Fungi; Ascomycota; Sordariomycetes; Togniniales; Togniniaceae
Product: putative alpha-ketoglutarate-dependent taurine dioxygenase protein
Exons: 3
Coding region: 1-738 (245 amino acids)
Cellular component (GO): cytoplasm
Molecular function (GO): 2-oxoglutarate-dependent dioxygenase activity
Source: RefSeq, a predicted model, not a curated record